Messenger RNA from Brassica napus (rape), 1483 nucleotides. Its product is annotated as B3 domain-containing protein At1g05920-like. The record is from RefSeq and is a predicted model, not a curated record. The transcript has a single exon. NCBI's taxonomy places the organism in Eukaryota, Viridiplantae, Streptophyta, Magnoliopsida, Brassicales, Brassicaceae. Bases 338 to 1009 code for a protein of 223 amino acids. Gene Ontology annotation, molecular function: DNA binding.
ACAAAAAAAAAGAAAGGAUUUGUCGAUUUAAUCUCUAGGUUUAUGCUUGUACGUGAGCUAGAACAUAACACAAACGGACCAAUUAGGAACGUGAUUAGCUCCUCUCUCUCACUUGAGUUUCCGUUAUGACCGUUGGGGAUGAGUUUUAGCGGGAACCUAACUAACUUCUUGAACGUUAUUAAAGAAUCAAGAGAACAAAAAAAAGAACACUCUGAAUUUGGCUCGCGUCUUAUAUUAAUCGGCAAGAUAAGUUCCUCUCUCUCUCACUCAGCCACUACGUGUCUUCUUCAUCUCGACGGUGCCUAACUUCUUGAAUCAACACAGCUUAGAAGAAGAGAUGAGCUUGUAUAAGGAUAUAAUGUGGAACCUUCCAGGAUUCUCCAAAACUGCCAAAGACGAGAAAGAAGAAGAGAGCAUGAAGAGAAUCUUCCACCUCUUCCCCAAAAGAAAAAGAUCCCUUCGAAGUCCCCCCAACAAGAAACACUCUCCUCCUCCCCUCUCAAAACUCCCCAUAAAGAAACGAACUGUUUACCAAUACACCACCACCACGAAGACUCCUCAAUGGAUCCGCCGCUUGAAGAAAGACAUGAACAUAGCCGACGACCCCUUCCUCCUCGCGGAGAAGCCUCUCGACCUCGACGACGUGGAUCCAGACCAAAACCGUCUCUCCAUCCCUUUCCAGAGCCUAAAGCGAAACGACUUCUUGACGUGCGACGAGGGGGUGAUUCUUGGAGACGAAAGGGUCAACAACGAUGGGAGGAUUGGUGUGGCUGCGUGUCUCGUUGAUCAAAGGAAUAAACAGUGGAAGAUGGUUUUGAAGAAGUGGGUUCGUGUGUCUGAUUCAGGGAAAGUCCUCCAGAGUUUUCUGUUGAGUGGUGCAUGGAGCGACGUCGUUGAGGCUAAUGGGUUGAGAGAUGGAGACAACAUCAGUCUAUGGUCUUUCAGGCUCAAUGGGUUCCUCUUCUUUGCUCUUGACUUUGCAGGUGACUCCAUUGACUUCUUAGAGUAAGUUAAGGGGAGUGUUACUGGAUCAUACUAGGGUUUAUGGGAUCAUAUAGUCUUUUUUAAUGUUUCUCUUUCGAUACUGCUCAAAGAUGAAACUUGGUUCACACACAAGCUUAAGGCGUUUGCUUUGUGUUUUUGACGAUGAAGGUUCUGUUUAAAUGAAUUGUAUACUUUUGAUAUUACUCUGCUUUGUUGCUUGAUCCACACGACACAUAAGUCUAUUUUUCAGCAAACUCCAAUCUAUUCAAAGUUAAAACACGUUUCAAGAGGAUCUUGAGUUCCUCUUGAAGCUCAAUCAUUCAGAAUCAUUAUCUACUUUUGCAUAACCAUCUAACUUCAGGGCAUUCUACAGUUUUUGGUCUAGUAACUUUUCUUGCAAGUGUAAUAUACAAACUUAGGGUUCAAAUGGGAUUGUGAUCUCUGUAUAAUUAGUAACAUGUCCUUUUUUUUUUUGUUUCAGAUCUUUUACUAUUGUAUG